This is a messenger RNA of Alnus glutinosa, 782 nucleotides long. RefSeq lists its product as uncharacterized. The record is from RefSeq and is a predicted model, not a curated record. The coding region runs from base 62 to 553 and encodes 163 amino acids. NCBI's taxonomy places the organism in Eukaryota, Viridiplantae, Streptophyta, Magnoliopsida, Fagales, Betulaceae. The transcript is spliced from 2 exons.
GACUAUGUACCUUGGAGUCUCUCUCUAGAGACACAGAGAGGAGUGGUAGAGCAGAUGAACCAUGGCUACCAUAUCUUUAUCCCUAUCUCCCAAACCCUUCCUCUCCAUUAACAAGCCAAAACCUUACUGCUUUCUUGCACCCAAAAAAGCCACUACCUCAUCCGAAAGACCCAGUCUUUCACACAAUUUACUUCAAAGAAUUACUCAUAAAAGCACCCAAGUUUGGAGAGUCUCAGCCGCCUCUGGCGGGGAAGUUGUGCCAUCAGAAGCAGCCCCACUAGAGAGUUCCCAGGAGAUAGUGUCCACGAGUGAUGAUGGUGUCUCCAACAUCAUAUCAGGUCUUCUCUUGAUAGCCUUCAUUGGCCUGUCUGUUCUCACUAUUGGGGUUAUCUACAUAGGUGUGACAGAUUUCUUGCAGAAGAGGGAGAGAGAGAAGUUUGAGAAAGAAGAGGCAGCUAACAAAAAGAAGACUGGGAAGAAGAAGAAGGUGAGAGCAAGAGCUGGGCCUAGGGGAUUCGGGCAAAAGAUUGAUGAUGAUUAUGAUGAGGAUUAGGAUUUUCAAUGUAAGCUUUUCAAGGUCUUUGUUGGAAUGGGUUUUCUUUACUUCUCUAUUCUGGGUCUUCCACGGAGAAAUCUAGGGGCACAAAUUUCCAGUUUUUGUGACAUUCUUAGGCGACUGUCAGAUUUUAUUCAAGGUGUUUGUCCAAAAAUCUAAAACAGACAAACAAAUGCUUCUCAUUCUAACCUUUUUUUAAGAAGUUAUUUGUGUCUACUAAUUCUAA